CCAACCCCGGUAAUUAAACCCACCCCAAAUCUUAAUCCGCUCCCCAAAAUCCCCAAAUCUCCCCUCAGAUUCCAGCUCCUCAAUCACUCAAUCCCUCUCGAUCCCUGCUCAAAGCUGAAUCUCAAGCUUCUUACGUCUCUUCGACUCGAUCAGAUCUCUGGAUCCCUGGAUUCUGAACCCUAAUAAUGAUUGAUUUUAUUGUUUUCGAGCGAUGAAUAUCGUUAAGGGCGUCACCGAUUUUCUCCGGCGGUCCUCCGGUGGUCAAGCUGGUGAAGGCGGUUCAUGGGGCUUUGCGGAGAAGUUCUCUGCACCCUCGGUGAAAAUUCGGUUUUGUGAUACCGGCGAAGAAGCGGUAUUAAAUACACUUUGGCAAAGUUAUCAAAAUGCUAUUGAUAAGAUGGAGAAAAGGAAGCUGCUGCAAGCAUUUCUCUUGCAAUUUAUUCAAACAUACAAAAAUUGGCAGCCUGUGUAUAAUGACCAGUUACAAAUGGAACCAACAUUAUCCGAAGAUACUGUGCUUGGAUGCUCUUAUGGACAUCCUUCUGAUGUUACUCUUAUUCUAGUUCAAGAGAUUGCCCGGAUAACUACUCUUGUUACUGAGUUAAACAACAAUGAUGCAUCGCAAGUGAAUCCUGAUCUUUCAGAGCCAUCUACAAGCUUGAAUUUUAGUACUGAAGCACUGGAUAUUUUGAACUGCAUGUCAAUCAUUACUCGCUCCAUGCACAAUUGCAAAGUGUUUAGUUACUACGGAGGGGUGCAAAAGGUCACUGCUCUUUUGAAAGCUGCAGUUGUACAGCUCAAGACAUUGAGUGCUACUCUUUCAAUUGAUGAAAAAUUAUCAAAUUCAAAUGUAGAAAAGACUAGGAUUUUGCAGAAGAUACUUCUAUACGUGGUUUCCGUAAUGUACAGUUUCAUGGAACUGCAUUCAGUUGACUUUGAAAAGUUAAAAUGUGUAGAUGUCGGCAAAUAUUUCCUAUCAGGGGAGUCUUUUUUUCAGGCUUCUUCUAGUACUGCAAAUAAAGCUGCCUCUGAAGAAAGGCUCCAUUGGCAGCAGAAGUCGGUUGUCUUGGUAAUGGAAGCUGGCGGUGUAAAUUGGUUAGUAGAGCUUUUGCGGGUCAUCAGAAGACUUAAUCUGAAAGAACAAUGGACCGAUCUGUCUCUCCACUGUCUAACUCUGGGCACCCUCAGAUCAGCCUUAUCUCAAAAUCCCCGGGCUCAAAAUCAUUUCAGAAGCAUUGGAGGACUUGAAGUUCUCCUGGAUGGGCUUGGCGUUCCUUCAAAUAAAUAUUCAGUUUCAAAGAGCACCUUUGUCUCAGGCAAUCAGAGAUAUCAGAGCCAAAAUUUUGGAAAUUUUCAGCUCCAGAUAUUUUCAUUGGAAGUGCUAAGAGAGUCUGUCUUUGGAAAUCUGACUAAUUUGCAGUAUCUCUGUGAAAAUGGUCGAAUACAUAAGUUUGCGAACAGUAUAUGCUGGCCCGCUUUUAUGAUUCAGGAGUUUCAUCAAGAGCACUUGGGCUCAUCUGUGUCAGAUUCCCAACUAGUCAACUUGUAUGUCACAGAAUGCAGUCCUGAAGUUACACCGAUAGAACAUCAAGAUCGAAUAGAGAGUUUUAAUAUAACUCAGUGGAAUGAUUACUGUAUCAAAAUAAGCCAAGCACUUUGUUCUUUCCUUCUUGCUCCUGAAGACCUUAAGUUUCACAAUGACCAGGAUUUGGUGGCUCAAUGUUCCAUGCCUGUCUCACCAGCCUAUUGGGAACUAUCUACAAGAUGGAUCAUCAAGAUUGUGUUCACUCUUUUCCCAUGCAUUAAAGCUUGCUCUGGCGAAAGGAAACUGCCAACCCAUAUCAGGAUUUUAGCCAACACUUUGCAACAUUACAUCUUAUGCACAUUCAGAAAGGUUCUUGUUUCUGCAUCCGUUCUACUUAAAGUUUUUAGGGAAGAGGAAAUUUGGGAGCUAAUAUUCUCGGAGAAGUUCUUUUACUUUCGUCAACCAUCAGAAGAAGUUCUAUUGGAUAUUGGAGAUCAUUCUGAGGGACUGAAGACACAUGAUCUAUUUUCUGGCUCUGGGAGCACCAAGGAUCAUGCAAAACCUUCAGGAGUUGAUGUUCUUCAAGUGGAAGCAAUCUCCUUCUUGGAAUUUGCUGCUACACUUAAAGGAAAUACAAAUAACUUGCCAGAAUGCUCUGUACUGUUGGAUACUCUAGAGCAAUGUAUUUGUACCCCUGAGAUUGCCAAAAUAUUUUUGAAAAGCCUGCAUAGGAUACUCCAGCUCUCAGUUGCACAGACUCUUUCUUCUUUUAGGUCUUUAGAUGCAAUUGCUCGGGUGCUCAAGGUGGCAUGUAUUCAGGUUCAAUUAUUUAGAAAGAAAAAUGUUUUACCUCAUUCUGAAGAUCUUACUGGAGAAUGUUCUAAACUUAAUAGCAUUAAGUUGGCUGAUACUUUGGAGACCACUAAUAAUGGGUUUAAAUGUGUGGAAUUCUCGAUGGAGCUCUUUAAUGAAUAUCUCAUAUUGGAGGAGAAUGCCAAAAGUUUGAUCCUACAGAAUUCCACCUGUAUUGAUUGCUUGUUUGAUCUCUUUUGGGAAGAAAGUAUCCGAACACGUGUGUUGGAGCAUGUUCUCUCAUUACUCAAGUUGCUGCCACAGCUCCCUGAGGAUCAAAUGGCAAAGUUACAUUUGUGCUCUAAAUUCUUAGAAACCUUUACCCGAGCGAAGGAAAGGGAGAAAUUUUUUGCUGAAUUGUCAAUUGAUCUGCUGGUUAUCAUCAGAGAAGUCAUUUUGAUUGAUCAAGUGUAUUAUCAGAAUUUGUUUCGUGAUGGAGAGUGCUUCCUUCACAUUGUAUCUCUAUUAAAUGGGACAUUUGAUGAGAGGAUUGGUGAGCAGUUGGUCCUGAAUGUUCUGCAGACAUUAACCAUGCUGCUUAGGGGAAACAAUGACGCAAAGGUUACGUUUAGAGCUCUUGUGGGUGCUGGUUACCAAACUCUGCAGAGUCUUCUCUUGGAUUUUUGCAAGUGGCAACCAAGCGAGGGACUUCUGAAUGCUCUUCUCGACAUGCUUGUGGAUGGAAAUUUUAACCUUAAAGAAAAUUAUGUAAUAAAGAAUGAAGAUGUGAUUUUACUCUUCUUUAACAUCCUGCAAAAGAGCAGUGUGUUACUGCAGCAGUAUGGGCUUGAUGUUUUCCUGAAUUUGCUGGAUGAGUCCAUCACCAAUCGCAUGUCAUGUUCCAAAGCAGGAAUACUUAGUUUUCUUCUUGAUUGGUUUGCUGUAGAAGAAAAUGAUAGUACAUUUGCAAAAAUCUCACAGCUAAUUCAAAUUGUUGGAGGGCAUAGCAUAUCUGGGAAGGACAUUCGUAAAAUUUUUACUCUUCUCCGAAGGGAGAGAAUUGGAUCAACUGAAAAACAUAGUUCAAUGCUUUUGACGAGUAUGUGUUCUAUGCUCAAGGAAAAAGGACCCGAGGCCUUUUUUGAGUUUAAUGGCUGCAACUCUGGGAUUGUUCUAGAAAAGCCUGUACAAUGGCCCUAUAGUAAGGGAUUUUCAUUUUCUUGUUGGCUCAGGAUAGGGGAUUUCCCUGAGAAUGGUAUGAUGGGCCUUUUUAGUUUUCUUGCGGAUAGUGGAAGAGGGUGCUCGGCAGUGCUUGGAAAGGACAGGCUAAUAUUUGAGUCCAUUAGCCAAAAGCGACAGUGCGUUUCGCUGGUUCUUAAUCUUCAGCCCAGAAAGUGGCACUUCCUUUGCAUAACUCACAGUAUAGGCAGAGCAUUUUCUGGUGGAAGUCUACUUAGAUGUUAUGUUGAUGGAAAUUUGAUAUCGUCUGAAAAAUGCAGGUAUGCAAAAGUUAGUGAUGUUUUGACACACUGUACAAUCGCAACGGAGCAGAAACCUAUAUAUGAUGAGAGCUAUCCAUUCACUGUGGAAAAAGUAUAUCCUUUCACUGGACAAAUUGGUCCAAUCUAUAUGUUUGGCGAUGCACUUUCUUCAGAGCAGAUAAAGGGUGUUCGCUAUCUUGGGCCAAGUUACAUGUAUUCAUUUCUUGGUGAUGAAGUUCCACUUGCUUCUGACAAUUCACUCUAUAGUGGAAUUCUUGAUACAAAAGACGGCCUCUCAUCUAAGAUCAUUAUUGGUCUAAAUGCUCAGGCCAGUGAUCGUAAAUCCUUGUUUAAUAUCACAUCAGCGCUUUAUAGUUUUUCUGACAGGAGUUCAUAUGAAGCAGUAGUUAUUGGUGGCACACAGCUCUGCUCUCGCCGCCUGCUGCAAGAAAUUAUCUAUUGUGUUGGCGGUGUCUCAGUAUUUUUUCCACUUUUGAUACAGAUAGAUAAAUCUGAAACAGACAGUGGACAGUAUAAAUAUACAUUGAUUAAGUCAAGAAUGAGAGAGAAACUUGCAGCUGAAGUUAUUGAGCUUAUAGCAUCUGUCUUGGAUGGAAAUCUGUCAAAUCAACAACAGAUGCAUCUUCUAUCGGGGUUUUCCAUCCUUGGAUUUCUCUUUCAAUCUAUUCCUCCUCAACAAUUAAAUUUAGAGACUCUCUCAUCUUUGAAAAACAUGUUUGGCAUCUUGACGAACUACGGUGUAUCUGAUCUGCUAAUUAAGGAGGCUAUUUCGCGAGUUUACUUGAAUCCACAUAUAUGGGUAUAUGCAAAUUAUGAAGUGCAACGGGAUCUUUAUAUGUUCCUCAUUCAAUAUUUUGAAAAUGAUGGAAGCUUGUUGCCAACGGUAUGUAACCUCCCACGGAUUAUUGAUAUCAUUAGACAAUUUUACUGGGAUAAAGCGGAGUCUCGGUCUUCUAUCGGGAGCAAGCCACUUUUGCAUCCAAUAACCAAAGAAGUUAUCGGAGAGAGACCAAGACAAGAAGAAGUUCGUAAGAUCCGUCUUCUUCUAUUGAGUCUUGCAGAGAUGGGUUUAAGGGAGAAGGUUUCACCUCCUGAUAUAAAGUCCCUAGUUGGUUUCCUUGAGAGGAGCCAGGAUAUGGUAUGCAUCGAGGAUGUAUUGCACAUGGUUAUCCGUGUUCUUUCCCAAAAGGAAUUUCUGGCAUCUUUCUUCGAGCAAGUUAAUUUACAUGGUGGCUGUCACUAUUUCAUUAAUCUUCUUCAGAGGGAGUUAGAGCCUAUCAGAUUGCUCGGUUUGCAGUUUCUUGGUAAACUCUUAGUUGAGCUUCCCUCAGUGAAGAAAGAAUUAAAGUUUUUUAAUUUUUCAGUCGGACGUUCCAAAUCUAUUUCGGAAAAUUUUAAGAAAGUGGGAAAUUCAAUGCCGCAACCUAUUUUUUCUGCGAUAUCUGAAAGACUGUUUAAGUUUCCGUUAUCAGAUCAUCUGUGUGCCACUCUAUUUGAUGUUCUACUUGGUGGUGCCAGUCCUAAACAGGUCUUGCAGAAAUCUACUCAGUCCGACAGGCAGAAAAAUAAGAAAAACAAUUCUCACUUUGUUCUCCCGCAAAUCUUGUCGUGUAUCUUCAAAUUUUUGGAAAACUGCGAUACUUCAUCACGUGCUAAAGUUUUAGGAGAUUUAGUUGAUCUGCUUGAGUCAAAUCCUUCAAAUAUUGAAGCUCUAAUGGAAAAUGCUUGGACUUCCUGGUUAGUAACAUCUGUGAAGCUUGAUCUGGAUAUUUCAAAUAUCGAGGAACUAAUACUUGUGCGGAAGCUGUACUGUAUUGUUCUGUCUCACUGCUUGUAUUCUGUCAAAGGUGGUUGGCAACAGUUAGAAGAGACCAUAAACUUCCUUCUCCUGAACUAUAAAAAGGGGGAUGUACUUUAUGCCAAUAUGCUCCGCGAAAUCUUUGAAGAUGUAAUUGGUAGUCUCAUUGAAGUAUCUUCUGCUGAAAACAUUUUUUUCACACAACCUUGUCGAGACAAUACAUUGUAUCUUCUGAGACUUUUGGAUGAGUUGCUAAUUAGUGAAAGUGCUGAUAAACUUCUGUUUCCUGGACUUGGCAAUUAUUCGGAAUUCUCUUCCCAUCGUCCGCAUCAAGAAAGCCAAAAAGAUAUAACAGAUACUGUAAAUGAGAUAGUGAAUAAUGAACUUGAUGACCAACCUCCACGAAUUCCUUGGAGUUCUAAGUAUGCCCAUGCGGAUGGCGGUAUGCUGGAGGAUGAAUGGUGGUCAGUAUAUGAUAAAACAUGGGUUAUUAUCAUUGAAAUGAGUGGAAAAGGCCCAGGCAAGGUAUUACCUAAAAGUUUGGCUGCACCAUCUCUUAGCCAGAGAGCUCGUGGUUUGGUAGAAUCAUUGAAUAUUCCUGCCGCUGAAAUGGCUGCUGUGGUUGUAGCUGGAGGAAUAGGCAUAGGUAGUGCAUUAAGUGGGAAGACGAAUAAAUCUAUUGAUAAAGCUAUGUUGUUAAGAGGAGAGAAGUUCCCCCGAAUUGUAUUCCAUCUUGUAACUCUCUACCUCCGCAAAGCCAGUUUGGAAAAGGCAUCAAGAUGUGUCCAACAGUUCAUUUUGCUUCUCCCUUCUCUUCUUACUGCUGAUGAUGAUCAAAGCAAGAACAGGCUGCAGUAUUUUAUUUGGUUUUUACUAACAGUGAGAUCACAGUAUGGAAUGCUUGAUGAUGGUGCUCGUUUUCAUGUUAUAUCACACCUGAUCCUUGAAACAUUGAACUUUGGAAAGUCUAUGCUUGUCAGUAGUAUCUUGGGUAGGGAAGAGUCAUUUGAAGUCAGCAGCAAUGCGAUGGAUGCAGGAUCCAUUUUUAAUCUAAUCCAGAAUGAUCGGGUUCUUGCUGCAGUUGUUGAUGAAGCAAAAUACGUGAAGGCUACAAAAGCUGACCGCUUAAAGCAAACACAGGAUCUUCAUGUUAAAUUGGAGGAAUAUUCUUCUUUAGAGCAUAAUCACUGGAAGGCCUUUGAAGAAGAGACUCAGUGUAGCAUUAAUGCGGUUCUUUUAUCAGAUGACAAUAGAAGAACUGCUUUUCAGCUUGCCUAUGAUGAGGACCAACAGAUGAUUGCUGAGAAAUGGAUUCGUAUCUUCCGUGCUUUAGUUGAUGAGAGAGGGCCAUGGUCUGCUAAUCCUUUCCCAAAUAGCAUAAAGACACACUGGAAACUUGAUAAGACGGAAGAUUCUUGGCGGCGUAGAAUAAAACUAAAGCGUAACUAUAAAUUUGAUGAAAGGCUUUGUCACCCUCCAGUGAACAAGUCAUCCAGUGAAACCAGCCAUAUGGCAAGUGCAAGCCACAUGGGUGCUGGGGGCAGUGUUCCUGAGCAAAUGAAACGUUUUCUUUUGAAAGGAGUGCGUGGAAUACUCGAAGAAAUGAGCUCAGAAAUUGGUGAAGACGCUAGUGACUUAACUCCAGAAACUGAAUCUAUCCUUAGUGAUUCCUCUGAGAGCCAGAAUUCCAACCAUAUAAAAGACAGCCCUGAUCACUUGGAAACUGUUCAGGACAGGAAUGAGAUUCCCUCUAGUAUUAUAGAGGGUGAAACAAGUGAGGUUGACUUGUCACGUCCUUGUGUGCUUGUGAAUCCGAAGCGGAAGUUAGCAGGUCAUUUAACUGUCAAGAAGAAUGUUAUGCACUUCUUUGGUGAGUUUUUAGUAGAAGGUACAGGAGGAUCGUCUGUAUUUACUAAUUUUCCAGACACAAACAGCUCUGAUGCUAAAAAAUUGGAUCAAGUGGGUGUAACACAAAAGCAAAUCUCCCAUAAAGGGCAAUUAAAUAUUAAUCCCACUCAAGGGAAAGCCAAUGUUGCUGAAAACAUAGACACAGAAGCUUUAGGACAUAAUCAAACUAAAUAUAAACGCCACAGGUGGUGGGAUGUCUCCAAGAUAAAAGCAGUUCAUUGGACUCGAUAUCUGUUACAAUAUACAGCUAUCGAGGUCUUCUUUAGUAAUUCAGUUGCACCUGUUUUUCUGAAUUUUUCUUCCCCAAGAGAUGCUAAACAUGUAGGGACACUGCUGGUAUCUUUGAGGAACGAGCUUUUAUUCCCGAAAGGAAGCUACAGAGAUAAGAAUGAAAUUAUUUCUUUCAUUGAUAGACGUAAAGCAGUUGAGAUGGCAGAAAUUUUCAGAGAGAGUUGGAGAAGAAGUGAAAUCACCAACUUUGAAUAUUUAAUGGUUCUCAAUACGCUUGCAGGGAGAUCCUAUAAUGAUUUGACACAGUAUCCCAUAUUUCCUUGGGUGUUGGCUGAUUAUUCAUCAGAGAAACUUGAUUUCAACAAGUCAUCUACUUUCAGAGACCUUUCAAAACCAGUUGGUGCUUUGGACCCGAAACGUUUUGAGGUGUUUGAGGAUAGAUAUCGUAACUUUUGUGAUCCUGAUAUUCCUAGCUUUUAUUAUGGAUCUCACUACUCUAGCAUGGGGAUCGUGCUCUUUUACCUGCUUAGGUUAGAGCCUUUUACAGCUUUGCACCGUAACUUGCAGGGUGGAAAGUUUGACCAUGCAGACCGCCUUUUUCAAAGCAUCGAAGGCACAUACCGCAACUGCCUCUCUAACACUAGUGACGUGAAGGAGCUCAUUCCGGAGUUCUUUUACAUGCCUGAAUUUCUUUUGAACUCUAAUUCUUAUCACCUUGGAGUGAAACAGGAUGGUGAACCAUUAGGUGAUGUUGCUCUCCCACCAUGGGCAAAGGGUUCACCUGAAGAAUUUGUUAACAAAAAUCGAGAAGCACUGGAGAGUGAGUAUGUCAGUUCCAAUCUCCAUAACUGGAUAGAUUUAGUGUUUGGUUACAAGCAGCGUGGAAAAUCAGCAGUAGAGGCGGCGAACGUAUUUUAUUACUUGACCUAUGAAGGUGCCGUUGACUUGGAGAGUAUGGACGAUGCAUUGCAAAGAUCUGCAAUUGAGGACCAGAUUGCAAAUUUUGGGCAGACACCUAUUCAGCUUUUUCGUAAAAAACAUCCAAGAAGAGGGCCUCCAAAUCCUCUUGCUCAUCCUUUAUAUUUUGCUCCUGCAUCAAUCCAGUUGUCUUCUAUCACUUGUAACAUUUUCAGCCCUCCAUCUGCUGUACUAUUUGUGGGUGUAUUGGACUCGAAUAUAGUGGUCGUGAGUCAAGGCCUCACUAUAUGUGUGAAAUCCUGGUUGACUACUCAAUUACAAUCUGGUGGAAACUUCACAUUUUCAGGAUCCCAGGAACCAUUUUUUGGGAUAGGUGCCGAUGUCCUCAACCCCCGUAAAAUUGGUACUUCCUUUGUGGAUAGCAUUGAGUUUGGAAGACAGUGUUUGGCAACAAUGCAAUCUCUUGGUGAAAAUUAUCUGAUCUUGUGUGGCAAUUGGGAAAAUAGCUUCCAGGUAAUAUCUCUAAAUGACGGACGGGUGGUACAAAGCAUUCGGCAGCACAAAGAUUUGGUCAGCUGUGUGGCAGUCACAUCUGAUGGAAGUACACUUGCUACUGGAAGCUAUGACACAACCGUCAUGAUAUGGAGAACUUACAGGUCACUGGAGAAGAGAUCUCGAAAUUUACAAGCCGAUUUCUUUCGGAAAGAUCAUAUCAUUAUUGGGAACCCCUUCCAUAUUCUCUGUGGCCAUGAUGAUGUCAUUACAUGCUUGUUUAUUAGUUUAGAGCUUGACAUAGUCAUCAGUGGAUCAAAAGAUGGUACUUGUGUCUUCCAUACUCUUAGGGAGGGAAGAUACGUAAGAUCAAUUCAACAUCCAUGUGGUUCUGCCAUAUCAAAGCUAGUAGCAUCAAAGCAUGGGCGCUUAGUGCUUUAUGCUGACAGUGAUCUCAGUCUCCAUAUGUAUUCCAUUAACGGGAAGCACAUUGCCUCUUCUGAAUCAAAUGGCCGCCUCAACUGUAUUGAGCUUAGUCCCUGUGGAGAUUUUCUAGUUUGUGCUGGUGAUCAUGGACAAGUAGUCGUUUGCUCGAUGCAUUCACUUGAUGUCCUAAAUAGAUAUGAUGGCAUUGGAAAGAUAAUUACGUCAUUGGCUGUGACUCCAGAAGAAUGCUUCUUGGCAGGGACUAAAGAUGGUAAUAUCUUGAUAUAUUCAAUAGAAAAUCCUCAUGUCCGGAAGAGUAGCCUUCCACGCAACUCAAGGUCAAAAAGUGUUGCAGUGGGAUAAACCAUUUGAAUAGCAGUUUCUUACAGUUCAUUAUCAACAUUUUGCUUGUGGGUGGCAUCACUGGAUGGUGAAAAUGUAUGAAUUUGUCACUGUGCAGAACUAGAGUAACUAGCUGAGUGUGGUGCUGACCUCUGUGGACUUCUCCAUAUGCAUUGUUCGGUGUUGCUACGAAAAAAUUUAGCAUGCCCUGCAAGUGCAUUGGCCAAACAGAGCAUCCUAAGGACAGGAGGAAGAGUAGAGGAGGGAGGGAUGGAGGGGGAUGGGGCUCUUCAUUGUUGAUUUUUGUGGGAACAUUGCUUAUUCUUCUUAUUGUAACAUAUAAUUCAGAAUUAAUUUACACGAGAAUAGAGAUCAGACAAUAACAAUCGACACGAGCUACCAACCUCUUCCAGGACACCUGACUAUAACCUUCGGAGUGCAAGUGAGAAAUACAUACAAAGUGUAUGACUUAUAUGUACAGAUGUGCCCUCUAUUUAUGCAAUUAUGUACUUGUAUUGAUUCGGAGCUUAUUUACAUACGAUAUCGUGCGCGUGUUGUAAGUAUGAACUCUUUUCACCUAAGUUUCGGUGUUCUAACUAAUACUAGCUGAAACAUUGUAAUGCGUGAGAGACCGGUAUAAAAUCACAUUUGUAUGCCUUA
Messenger RNA from Asparagus officinalis (garden asparagus), 10594 nucleotides. RefSeq names its product BEACH domain-containing protein B. Gene Ontology annotation, molecular function: protein binding. The record is from RefSeq and is a predicted model, not a curated record. NCBI's taxonomy places the organism in Eukaryota, Viridiplantae, Streptophyta, Magnoliopsida, Asparagales, Asparagaceae. The transcript is spliced from 41 exons. Bases 212 to 9955 code for a protein of 3247 amino acids.